Messenger RNA from Myzus persicae (green peach aphid), 2981 nucleotides. RefSeq lists its product as uncharacterized. Gene Ontology annotation, molecular function: DNA binding. The record is from RefSeq and is a predicted model, not a curated record. The transcript has 2 exons. Lineage: Eukaryota; Metazoa; Arthropoda; Insecta; Hemiptera; Aphididae. Bases 278 to 2344 code for a protein of 688 amino acids. Gene Ontology annotation, cellular component: nucleus.
GUCAGUUGGGGUAAGUGCAGAUUUGGGGUAAGUGCGAAUCCAGAUAUUACGGAGUAUAUAUUAAGUUUAUGAAAGACUGUCAAUAAUGAAAUUGUUGUACAACGUCCAUGUAAUAUAUGUACAUAAUUGGUCACACUGUAUUAUAUUUCGUUAUCGUGUUAUCAAUCUUUACUUUCAGAAUAUAAAUUUCACUUGUAUUUUUCAAAGAAGACGUUCGUUUGCCAUUUUUUUUUAAGGCAGUUUUUUUAAAAAUUUGCUGUCUUAAACUAAGGGUAAAAUGGUUAGAUCUUACGUUAGAAAAACCAAAAAGGGUGAUGCAUAUACCAAAGAACAACUGUUACAAGCUACAAAUGCAAUCACAAGCAAACAAAUGACCGUCAGCUUUGCUGCCAGAUUAUACCGGAUACCAAGAACGACGCUUUACGAUCAUAUAAAUAAACGACGUGGAAUGAAGUCUACAACUAAAGGUAGAAAUACUGCCUUAUCACCUGCUGUUGAAAAAAGUUUGGCUCAAUCAUUAACCAUUAUGGAAAAGUAUGGCCAUGGAUUAAGUCGAACCGAAGUUUUGACAUUAGUUGGUAAUUAUGUCAAUGAUAAUAACUUAGUUACUCCAUUUAAAGGUGGAUAUCCAGGUCAUGAUUGGUGGAUAGGGUAUUCUUCUCGACACAAAUUAUCAUUAAAAAAACCCCAAGUUGUAGAAAAUGCUCGAAAAAAAGCUUGUGAUCCAUUCAUAAUUUACAAUUAUUUUGAUUUGUUAUGGGAAACAAUGACUGAUCUUGGUAUAGUGAAUAGACCAGAUCGAAUCUGGAAUCUUGAUGAGACAUCGUUUUGUUUAGACCCAUCUAAAACCAAAACAGUGGGACCGAUUGGUCAACCUAGUACCCGAACAACACAUGGCUCUGGGCGUGACAAUACAUCUGUUUUAAUGGCUUGUAGCGCAGAUGGUAAAAAAGGGCCCCCUUUGAUAAUAUUUAAAGGCAAAAAUAUUUGGGACAGGUGGAUUACACAACAGUCUGAAUUCCCAGACACUACAUAUGCUGCCACGUCCAAUGGGUGGAUGGAACGAGAGGUAUUUGUAAAUUAUUUUGAAAAAAGCUUUUUAAAGACAACUAAUCCAUCGCCUGCUAACCCUAUUCUACUCAUAUAUGACGGACACUCAUCUCAUGUAGAUUUAAAAUUAGUUGAAAUUGCUAGAAACAACAAUGUUACAAUUAUAUUGUUGCCACCACAUUCAAGUCACUUGUUACAACCAAUGGACUUAUCAGUUUUUAAAUCAAUUAAAACAGUAUGGGAUCAACGAUUAUGUUCAUGGAACCGAAGUCAUCAAGGUCAAAAGCUUCCCAAACAAGAUCUCUCGAGAAUUAUAUGCAGUAUUUGGGCACAAUUAGACACAAAAAUAAUAGAAAAUGGGUUUAGAAAAGCAGGGAUUUAUCCCUUUAACCGAAAUGCAGUUGAUAAAUCUAAAUUUGACCCUAUAAGUCUAAGUAGGUGGGAAGUUAGUAACACCCAAGAAAAUAACCAAACUACUGAUGAUCAAACUUCAACAACCGAAAUGUAUAAUGACUUAGUUAUCUAUAAUGAAGCUUCAACAUCAACAUGUAUUGCCAGCAAUAACAAUUUCAACUCAAAUCAAGCUUCAACGUCAACUGAAAAAAAUGCAGAAACAGAAAUAUUAAAUAAUAGUAAAUCGUUUGAGGAGCUAUUAUUGAUUUCUAUGAAGCAAGUUGCCGUAGAGAAAACUACCAGAAAGCAGGUAACUAGCGGAGCUACAGUUAUUACUUCUGAAGAAGUUAUAAAUAUUUUAAAAGCAAAAGAACAAGAAAAGGGCAAACCAAAAAACAACAAGAAAAAAAAACAGUCUGAAGAAGUUGUCAAUGAAGAAGUUGUAAAUGAAGAAGAGAUUCAAGACGUUAUAGAUAUAAAUUUGAAUCAACCUAAUGAAAACUUAAAUAUAAGUUUUGUCAGUGGAGUGUCUGAAAUCAGUGAUUUAUUAAAUGAAUUGGAAAGAGAAGAAGAGGAUUUAGCAGAAGAAGGAUAUAUGUUUCGCACAAAAAAUUGUGUUGAUGAUUGGGUUUUAAUUAAAUAUAAGCUUGAAGGAAAAUCUGCAAAAUCAUUACAUUAUGUAGGUAUUAUAAAAGAAGUCUUUGAUGGUAAGCAUAAAAUAAAAUUUGUCAAACUGAAGUCUGAGAAUAUACAUUCUACUACUUUUGUAUAUCCUAUUGCCGAUGAUAUAGAUGAAGUUUCAGAAUCUGAUAUUAUAUGUAGUCUACCAAAACCAACAAUUGGAAGAAGGGGUCAACUCGUUUUUGGAAUCACUUUCAGUCAAUAUAAUCUGAAAAAGUAACUUAAAGACUGAUUAAAUUUUGAAUAAUUACUUACUUAAUCGUUAUGUUUUAAAGUUAUGUUGUUAAUAUUAAGUUAAUUAGUGUUAAGUAACUAAGUCUGAAAAAUUAAGUUGGUGGUUACCUAUAAUUAUUAUUUAUGUAUGUAAGUAUCUUGAAAAAGUAACUCAAAGUCUGAUUACAAAAGGUUUUAUAUUUUAUUCUAUAAAUACUUGUUUUUAUUAAGUACUACUUGUUUAACUGUUAUGUUGAUAAAUAUUAAGUUUUUUUAUAAUCUAACUAUAACUUUGUUGAUUGGUUAUUUAAAUAAAAAGGAAAGAGUUUUAUAUUGUUGUAUUGCUUAUUUACUUAUACAAAUCAAGUUUAAUGUUAGUAUUUAAAUAAAUUCCAUAUAACUUGAAAGUGUUUGUAUGUAAUUAAUGAUAGUCUAAUUAAUACACAAAUUUAAAAAGAUCUUUAAUGUUCUGUCAUUUUUUUACCGUUCAGAAUUUUUUCACUCUGAAAACACUGAACUGUAGGUGAUUGUAUGUAAUUGUAUGCACUUCCCCUAUGAUACAAUUAAAGCAUUUUUACUAUUUUUCAGACACCGAAAACGCACUUACCCCACUGCUUGGGGUAAGUGCGACACUUCAAAAUUUU